UACGCAUAUUCCUAUGCGACGGACCGACCCGGUAUUAUCAUGGAGACGGAAAGCAGUUGUGAGAUAAUCCCGGAUGUACGGGCCGCGGAACGCGGCAGCUUCAGGUGUCUUUUGUGCGGGGUCAGCGUGCCGAACCGCCCCAGUCUGGCAGAUCACUUGCACGGUCGUCGCCAUGUACGUCUGUGCGAGGAGCGAGACAGACGCCAACAGCAGCAGGAACGAAGUGUGUAUGUGAGCGGCUUCCCCAAAGGUAGCACAGAGGAGCAGCUGAAGGGCGUCUUCCAGGGAAUCGGCUCCGUCAAAAGCAUUGUGAUGGAUAAGGACAGGGGCCUCUAUGCCAUCGUGGAGUUUGAGAGUGCAGAAGGAGUGAAUAUGACCCUGGCAGAGACAGACAUCCAACUGGGAGGACAGCGGCUGAGGGUGAAACCGCGAGAAAAGAAGGAAUUUAAGAAAAAGAAAGUGACAGCAUCCAAAAACCUGCAGCCCCCUAACCCAGAAGAGCUGAGCAUGAAGCUGGUUCGCUGCAGCGAUAUAAAUGAUCAGAUGAGGAAUGUUCUUAGCCUCUGCUCUCCGUCUCAUUAUGAGAGUCGCCUCCGCGAGCUUCUGCUGUCUCUACUACAGGAAACAUUCAAUGAGUUCUUCCCAGGGUGCAAACUUUUGCCCUUUGGCUCAUCUGUAAAUGGUUUUGAAAUCAGCGGCUGUGACCUUGACUUAUAUUUGGAUCUGGGAGAAGAACCGAUGAGAGAGGGUCAUGUGGAUAUGAGAAGACAGGGACAGAAGACAAAUGGAAGAGAGGGAGAGAAAGAUAUGGGAGAGGAGGAAGAGUGGGAGGAAUGGGAGAGAUUAAAGGGACACAAAGGAGGUCAGGACUUAAGUGAAUUAAUGAGCCAUGGAGAAGAGACUGAUGAAGAAGAGGAUAUCUCCCCUGGCCUGUCCCUUCAGGGGGCCUCACCAGAGGAGGUCCUAGAUGUGGUGGGGAAGGUUCUCCGGCGCUGUGUCCCUGGGGUACAUAAUGUCCAGAGCGUCCCAUCCGCAAGACGUCCAGUUAUACGCUUUCAGCAUAAGACAUCUGGUUUGAGGGGAGAUAUCACGCUCAAUAAUCGACUGGCUCUGCGGAAUUCUUCCUACUUGCGACUGUGCUCCGAUCUUGACCCUCGGGUUCCACAGCUCGUCUACACCAUACGAUACUGGGCCAGAGUGAACCAGCUUGCAGGCAACCCAUUAGGAGGAGGACCACAGCUCAAUAAUUACGCCUUGACGCUUCUUGUUCUGUUUUUCCUGCAAUCGAGGAGUCCCCCAGUUAUUCCCACGCUAAUCCAGAUGAGGGAACAUGCCACUAACGAAGACAUCCAGGAGAUAGAUGACUGGGACUGCAGCUUCCCAUCUGACCCCACUCAGCUGCCAUCUUGUAACAACCACCAAGAUCUCAGUUCUCUGCUUUCUCAGUUCUUCACUUUCUUCUCAUCUUUAGACCUGUCCUCUCUCCUCCUCUCCACACGUGAUGGCCUCACUGUUUCACUCCCUUUUUCCUCGUCGCCACCCUCCUGGUCAGAAGGUUUUCGCUUUGGACCAAUUAAUGUCCAGGAUCCCUUUGAGCUGAUUCACAAUGUAUGCGGCAACGUCAGCAUUCGCACGGCCAGGCGCUUCUCCUUACAGUGUGCGGCUACAGCAAAGAUCUGCCGUUCUCCCCUCUACCAGCUGCCUUCUACGUCCCGCCCCUGGGGAGUCGCUUUAAUUCUUCUUCCUUCAGAUUCUGGAGGAGAUAAAGGAGGGAAGGGAAGCACAGAGGUUUCAAUACCUUUGGCAGGAGCUUCACUAAAAGAUGUUUAUGCAGCUCUGAAGAGAACCUUUGCGGAUGUCCUUUUGUGCACGUAUGAGGGGUGUAAGGAGGGUAAAGGGGAACAUUUAGAAAUGUCCACAGGGAAAGCAAGAGUGGAUGAGGUGACGAAAGAGAAGGAUGUUUUUGCUGUUACAGAAGAGCAUGGGGAUCAGGAGAACUUUAAAGGAAAGGUGGAAAAUGAGGAUUUAAAUCUAAGUAAAACCGAGGGAAGAAAACGAGACUGGGAAGAAAAAAACGAAGUGAUUAUAAUAAAGAAAAGGAGAACUGAAGGGAAUGGCCAUAGUGCAGAAGACAAAGUGCAGCCACAGUGUAAAGAGGCCGAUGAGAGUCCAAAGCAGAAUGUCUUAGAAGAGCGCAGCCCCAGAUGGAGGUUGUGUAUCUGGCACAGGGUUUGGGAAGGAAGGCGCAAGCUGAGGAGGAGCUUGCGUGGUGAUGAGGUGCAGGGAGAAAAGCUGGAGAUUGCGGUGUCUCAUGCACUGGCAGCUGAGAAAAAAGAUGAGGGGGAAAAUGAGCCUCUGAUCAGAAUGGAAGCAAAGGCUCAGUUGAAAGCAGAAGGACAAGUGCAGCUGACGCUGACACCAAAGAGUGACCCCUAUAUUCUUUGUCCCCAGUUCUUUCACUUCUUAAGUAAUUUUCUGCCUCGCAUGGUUGGUGAGAUACUAGCAGGUGCAAACUGAAUAUAUUGGCUGAACAACCAAUGAAAUGCAGAUCCUCAAGUUUUUAGCAAGAACCUCCUGUAAAGCUCAGUUCCUCUUUGCCACUGAUAUAGUAGGUAGGGUCAGGACAGAGAAACUGACUGAGAGUCUUGAAGGAUUGUGUUGUUAAAUAGCAUAUAUUCCAAUAAAGAGAAUAUCAAAGAAGUUUCCUCAUGCUUGUACAUAAGAGGGUGGCAGAAUAUUUCAGUUUAGCUAUAUAUGCUUCAGUGCUGAUGUUUCGAGAGAGUAUUGAAUAUAGCUAUUAUCCAUGUAAAGCUACUGUACAUAUAUUCAUAUGUAAAUAAAGGUUGUUGUUUUUUUACAAA
This is a messenger RNA of Bombina bombina (fire-bellied toad), 2861 nucleotides long. It is a transcript of the gene TUT1, whose product is annotated as terminal uridylyl transferase 1, U6 snRNA-specific. Gene Ontology annotation, cellular component: mitochondrion. The transcript has 10 exons. Lineage: Eukaryota; Metazoa; Chordata; Amphibia; Anura; Bombinatoridae. Bases 40 to 2517 code for a protein of 825 amino acids. Gene Ontology annotation, molecular function: poly(A) RNA polymerase activity; RNA binding. The record is from RefSeq and is a predicted model, not a curated record.